AUGAAAAAGUCGCAUUUUCGCUCGAACUACGACUUUUCCGGUCGUCCAACAGUAGUGUCUCCGUCAUCGUUGUACUCGCCGUCACCGUCGGCUGAGUCCUUGAGGUAUCAGCAACAGCAGCUACUACUGCCAGAGCAACCUACUACAAGCCUGACCAAAGACGUUCAGUCUCUUUAUCAGUACCAGCAGCAGCAGCAGCAACAGCAACAGUCAGAGCAAUUUGUACUCUUUCGCGAAGGAUACUCAUAUUCACGGAGGAGGCGAAACGCACGACACGAGGGUGUUGCUGAGUCAUUCGAUUCGGUGCACAAUCCAGCGGCAGAGGACGAACGUAAACCGCCGGUUGGGAGUCAAUUGCUCCAACAGCAGCACCAGCAGCAGCAGCAGCAGCCAAGACUGGUAGACUUUGAAGAGCUUCAGUACGCCACCGAAGACCACGGCGGCGGCGCCAUUUUGCGACACCAACAGCCGCCAUCAACAUCCACUCGUCGUGGCAAUGACGGUCCGGUCCUUUCCGGCGUAGAGGAAGCUCGUUUCGAAAACAGUUCAUCCCGGCCACCGGCAAUCGUCGCCUUUCGUCGUCCGAAUUUUGCGGGCGACUCCGGUGUAGAUCAGGUGCCUCCUCAGCCAGCAGUCGUCCGUUCGAGUGCGGUUGUAAUCGACGGUGGCCACCAUCAACACCCGCAGCAGUCGGUCAUCUACGAAAGUUCAUCGUCACGCAACGAUGGUGGAUUGAAUUCUCAUCGUCAGAAUCAGUACCAUCAGCAGCAGCAGCAUUCGAAUAAUCAUCAGCGCCAUCGCCAGUCCAACGCAGUGGACUCUUUGGCCGGUUCUGACUACCGAAGCGGGAUUGAGACCGGUCACAUAAAGCAUCCAUCGGUGCCCAAGGCAGUUACAACAGUCGGCGUAGCAACCAAACGCAAGAGAGAUACAGGUAAGGACACUACCAGAUACAUUGAGGUAUGCCAUGAACCGUAA
Messenger RNA from Sabethes cyaneus, 978 nucleotides. RefSeq lists its product as uncharacterized. The record is from RefSeq and is a predicted model, not a curated record. The transcript has 3 exons. The coding region runs from base 1 to 978 and encodes 325 amino acids. NCBI's taxonomy places the organism in Eukaryota, Metazoa, Arthropoda, Insecta, Diptera, Culicidae.